AUGAGCGCAACCGACGACGAGACAAGAAUCACCCAGUGCUGCGGAAGCGACUGUGGUAAGGAUACAAAUACACGUCUCAAGUGCCCUACGUGUUUGAAGAAUGGUGUGGAGUCUGUGUUUUGCUCGCAGGCUUGCUUUAAGCGCAACUGGAAGACUCAUAAGGCCGUGCACCCUAAGGCUGAUACCGAGGGCAAGACCUACGAUCCUUUCCCAGCUGGCGUUUACACCGGAACUUUGCACGCAUGUUACCCUCUUGCACCCAGACGUGCGGUUGAUCCGGACGUUGUGCUACCCGAUUAUGCACGGGACGGUAUGCCUCGAUCUGAACAAGGAGCCCGAGCAACUACAAUUGAGAUUCUCGAUAAGGACGGAAUCGAGGGUAUGCGCAAAGUUUGCCGUAUUGGCCGAGAAGUCCUGGAUGCAGCUGCGGCUGCUGUGAAGCCUGGUGUGACUACGGAUGAGAUUGACGCAGUUGUGCACGCUGAGUGUAUGAAGCACAAGGCUUACCCAUCGCCACUUAACUACUACCAUUUCCCUCGAAGCGUUUGCACAAGUGUUAACGAAGUGAUUUGCCACGGCAUUCCUGAUCAACGUCCUCUGGAAGAUGGAGAUAUUGUGAACCUGGAUAUUAGUAUAUAUUUGGGUGGAUACCAUGCUGAUUUGAACGAGACUUAUUAUGUUGGCGAUAAGGCCAAAAAUGAUCCUGACACUGUGAGACUUGUUGAAACUACAAGAGAGGCUUUGGAUAUGUCAAUCAAAACUGUCAAGCCUGGAGUUUUGUUCCGGUCGUUUGGUGACAUUAUCGAGAAGCAUGCUAAAGCCAAUAAGCUGAGUGUUGUGCGAACAUACUCUGGUCAUGGUGUCAACAGCCUGUUCCAUUGUCCUCCCAACAUUCCCCACUAUGCCCGAAACAAGGCUAUUGGUAUGGCCAAGGCUGGUAUGUGCUUUACGAUUGAGCCAAUGCUUAACCUGGGUAGUUACCGAGACUCUAUGUGGCCUGAUAACUGGACAGCUGUGACUGUGGACGGUAAGCGCAGUGCGCAGUUUGAGCACACUUUGCUAGUGACUGAGGAUGGAGUUGAGGUUCUGACUGCACGUUUGCCCACUAGUCCCGGCGGGCCCGUUCCUAGAGUGUAA
Magnusiomyces paraingens is the source of this 1137-nucleotide messenger RNA. RefSeq lists its product as uncharacterized. The record is from RefSeq and is a predicted model, not a curated record. NCBI's taxonomy places the organism in Eukaryota, Fungi, Ascomycota, Dipodascomycetes, Dipodascales, Dipodascaceae. Bases 1 to 1137 code for a protein of 378 amino acids. The transcript has a single exon. Gene Ontology annotation, molecular function: metalloaminopeptidase activity. Gene Ontology annotation, biological process: proteolysis.